GGGGUUUGGGACUGAGGCAGGAGCCAGAUCCUGCUGAAUUUGAGAUGUCCCUUUAAUAACACUGGCUUGAAUCCCAUGCAUGGCUGCUUGGCCGCCAGUUCAGCUGCGGCUGAAGUUGCCUGCUGACUCACGCAGUUGCAGCCAGCAGGAACUGGGAACAUGGCUUCUGCAGCCGCAGCAGCACUCGUGAGCUGGGGAUUUCUGGAUUACAAGACAGAGAAAUAUGUGCUGACCAGGAACUGUUGGGUGGGCGUCUCCCAGAGGCUUCUGCAGCUGGGAGUGGUAGCCUACGUGAUAGGGUGGGCCCUCUUGGCCAAAAAAGGCUACCAGGAACGGGACUUGGACCCCCAGAUUUCUGUCAUCACCAAACUCAAGGGGGUUUCUGUAACCCAGGUUAAGGAGCUGGAGAACCGGCUGUGGGAUGUGGCUGACUUUGUGAAGCCAUCACAGGGAGAGAACGUGUUCUUCCUGGUAACCAACUUCCUCGUGACACCAGCUCAAGUCCAGGGCAGAUGCCCAGAGCAUCCUUCUGUUCCUCUGUCUAACUGCUGGGCUGAUGAAGACUGUCCCGAAGGGGAGACGGGGACAUACAGCCAUGGCAUAAAAACUGGUCAGUGUGUGUUGUUCAAUGGAACCCACAGGACCUGUGAGAUCUGGAGUUGGUGCCCAGUGGAGAGCGGUGCUGUGCCCAGGAAACCCCUGCUAGCUCAGGCCAAGAACUUCACACUCUUCAUCAAAAAUACUGUAACCUUCAGGAAGUUCAACUUCUCCAGAACCAAUGCUUUAGAUACCUGGGACAACACCUAUUUCAAGCAUUGUCUUUAUGAUCCACUCUCCAGUCCGUACUGCCCAGUGUUCCGCAUUGGGGACCUUGUGGCCAUGGCUGGAGGGGACUUUGAGGACCUGGCAUUGCUGGGCGGUGCUGUGGGCAUCAACGUUCACUGGGAUUGCAACCUGGAUGUGAAAGGCUCUGAUUGCUGUCCCCAGUACUCCUUCCAGCUGCAGGAGAGGGGGUACAACUUCAGGACAGCCAAUCACUGGUGGGCAGCCUCAGACGUGGAGGCCCGGAGCCUUCUCAAGCUCUAUGGGAUCCGUUUUGACAUUCUUGUCACUGGGCAGGCAGGGAAGUUUGCGAUCAUCCCUACGGCCAUCACAGUGGGCACAGGAGCAGCUUGGCUGGGCAUGGUCACCUUCCUCUGUGACCUGCUGCUACUGUACGUGGAUAGAGAAGCCGGUUUCUACUGGAAGACCAAAUAUGAAGAGGCGAGAGCCCCAAAGGCCACUCCCAACAGUGCAUAGACCGAGUCAGCUUCCUCACCUGCUAACCCUGCUGCCCAAGUGUCCUAGGACUGGUUCGCACCUGCCCCACGUCUGCUGCUGCUGGGGUCCAGGCAUCCACGCACCGGUGGCCUGUCCGGAUGGCUGUCAUCCACUGGCCUGUUCAUUCCCGAGGCUUACAUCCUCUCCCUGCUAGUUAAAGUUUAGGGCUUGGGAAGGAGGAGGGUUCUGGCUUGGGAACAUGGAGGACAAAGCUUUAGUAGGAUUGGAGAAGGGGUUGGGGUAAUUCCACCAGACUCCGCACGGAGACUCUCUCCUAGGUCCAGCCAGAGGGGGUGAGGAGUGGCGUGGUAAUGUGGCUGGUAUCCUUGGAACUUUACGUACAUCUGCCGGGGGGACUCUGCCAUCCAACUCGAGCCCCAGUCCCCGACCUGGUGCUGGUUACCAGGUUUCUCAGAAGCCUAAGGUGAGAGAAGUUGCAUGUCUAGGAUUUACUGCCAUCCAGUCAGUCCUGGCAACCUCAACCUACUCUGAAGCACCUGCCUGCCAGAGCCCUAACUCUGGCCCCAGCCAGAGUGCCCUAGUUUUGGGGUAUGAUCUCCAUGAAGCACACUGAGGUUCCUUAGGGCCGGUUGGUUCUGGAUCUAUAACCACGGGAGGCCUUUAUUCUUCCUUCAGUGAGACGUUCCCCAUGUACCAGAGCCCAUAGAAAGGAUGGCAAGGAUGAGCUGCAGAAACUUUCUUGGUCCAAGUGUGGGGCACAGUUUAGGAAGCGUGCAUCUGGGAAGUAAAGAGGCAGUUUUGUUGUGCGUGUGUGGUCACCGAGAGGAUAGCAAGGCUGAGGUGAAAACAGCUGAGAUCUCCAGGCUUUCACAGCCUCCACAACACCUUUGGAGUUCCUGGCUGCCACUCAGCUCUGGGGACUGUGGCCUGCAAAGGGCUAGGGUGGGAAGGCAUAGCUCCUGGAGGUGAUUCAUGUGGACACAAUAGUCCCCGGGGGGGGGGUGUCCAAAGAACCCUGAUAUUAUUUCUGAAGUAAAGUUUGCCAAAGCAA
Molecule: messenger RNA, 2332 nt
Organism: Mastomys coucha (southern multimammate mouse)
Lineage: Eukaryota; Metazoa; Chordata; Mammalia; Rodentia; Muridae
Gene: P2rx6
Product: purinergic receptor P2X 6
Exons: 12
Coding region: 160-1299 (379 amino acids)
Biological process (GO): response to ATP; monoatomic cation transmembrane transport
Cellular component (GO): plasma membrane; nuclear inner membrane
Molecular function (GO): ATP binding; extracellularly ATP-gated monoatomic cation channel activity; purinergic nucleotide receptor activity
Source: RefSeq, a predicted model, not a curated record